GACCUGGGUCCCUGCCAGCGAGUGAGUGGGUGUCUGAACAAAGAAAAGGUCUGGACUUUGUUCAGGUCACAUUGUUGACUUCAGACUGAGCCUGAAAAAGAAAGUGAAUGUGUUGCCUAUAAAAGCAUCUUCUCCUCCUUGUUCCAGAGUCACUCUGUCCAGAGCCACAUAAGCAAAGAUCCCUUUCACCACCAUCUUACACACUGGACCUUUAAGUAAACAAUCUGAAUGCAUCUUCCUCCUCUGGGGUGAAUUCCUGCAUUAACAUGUAGUCUGAAUGUCCUACUUUACAGCAAUGGGAGGAGCUCCUUCAGCACUCUUUGAGCAGCCAUGGAGGGAGGUGUCAGAGAAGUACCAGAGCAAUCUUAAGUUUGUGAAAUCUUACCAACCUGAAAACAAACAGGUCAAACAUCUCAGGAUUCUGCUUCAUGGACCAGAUGGUGCUGGAAAGUCGAGCUUCAUCAACUCUGUCGACAACGUUUUAAAAGGCAGAUCUGCUGGUCGAGCUUUGACAGAUGGAAUCUCUGGGAGCAGCUUCACCUCAAAGUACCGGACCUUCAAAUUUCACAAAAAUCCAGAGGCCACUUACUCUUUUGUUUUCAAUGACAUCAUGGGCUUUGAGAAGGAUUCUGACGUUGGAGUCCCUGUGGAAGACGUCAAACUGGCCCUGAGAGGACACGUGAAAGAAGGUUACAAGUUCGACCCUGACCAAGAACUGAAGGAGGGUGUUGAUGGCUACAACUCCGAUCCCACUUUGGAAGACAAAGUUCACGUUCUGGUGUGUGUUGUUUCUGCGGACUCAGUGUCUUGGUUAAGUGAUGAGAUGGUGAAGAAGAUGAGAGAGGUCAGAAUGGCAGCCAGUGAACUGGGAAUUCCCCAACUGGCUAUUCUCACCAGAGUUGAUGAAGCCUGUCCCGAGGUUAAAAAGGACACAAGCAAUAUCUAUAAGAGCAAGUACCUGAAGGAAAAGGUAGAAGGAUUCCACCAUCUGCUGGGCAUUCCACUGAACUGCAUCUUCCUUGUGAAGAACUACACUGAGGAAAUUGAGUCAAAUGACAAAAUGAACGCUGCAAUAGUGUAUGCACUGAAACACAUGCUUUUGUAUGGAGAAGACUUCCUCAACGACCUGGAAACAUGAAUACCUCUGAGGCAAAAACACAGUAGGUGAUUUGUAGGGGAAUGAGGAAAUAUUCAUCCAAUUUUU
Messenger RNA from Hippoglossus stenolepis (Pacific halibut), 1204 nucleotides. RefSeq names its product interferon-induced protein 44. NCBI's taxonomy places the organism in Eukaryota, Metazoa, Chordata, Actinopteri, Pleuronectiformes, Pleuronectidae. The record is from RefSeq and is a predicted model, not a curated record.